CGAAAGUGAAACCAACACGCAGACACGUCUCCGCUCCGGUUGCUCAGGACACGAACAAGACGAGCUCUGCAUUAUGGAGUUCAUCAAGGACGUCACUAUCAUCAUUACUGAAGGCAAUCAUGAAGACCCCAAGAGAUUAAAGGAGAUUCUUAACUCUUACAAAAAUGAGAAAAAAGAUGGCCGCUACAAAGUGAGUGGAAGUUUUGAGCAGCUGGAGAACCUUGUAGCCACUCUGUCACCAGCACGGCAUCAAUCCAGUUUUGCCACACAUGGACGGACCUUUCGGCAAGAUAACCAUGUUUCAGCCCAUGCCAAACAUCUGGAUGUGUCUGGGGUUGUUAUGGACUAUAUUAGCCAAAAAUGUGCAGACAAACUUAAAAAAAUCCAAGGUGACAGAUUUCUCAUUGAAACACAGCCUGACCUCAGAGCAGUCCACAGUCGACCAAGUAGUUCAGUGCAGGUGACUUUCAGACCACGGCAUGGCUCAUUCUGCCCUCCUGACGGGCCUCAUUAUGACUUUGUCAAACAGCGAUUCAUCACAUUGUACCAGAGAACUGCCGCUGACCUACAGGUCACAUCUAUCCGUUUGAGCUCACAUGACUAUACGGAGCUUCAGAGAAAAUUUCCACACCUUCUUUUCAAGCCCAGCCCCAGAAAAUAUGAAGUGACCGCCAUGGGACCUUUUGCACACAUAGCUAAAUUGAAAGAGUUUCUCUCACAAAAUACACAGAGUUCAAGCAAGAGCCCAGUCAACAAAGGUUCUGAAGACACCCCAAGCAGCAGAACCUUGGGUCUUUCACCUACAUGCAGCGCAGAUCCUGAGGAGGAAACAUGUCCAAUUUGUAUGGAAUCAAUACUAGCAAAAGAAAAAAAGACAUUGCGGUGCAAGCACUCAUUCUGCAAAGACUGCCUGAAAAGAGCUUUCGACUACAAGCCUGUAUGUCCAACCUGUGGAGAGAUAUACGGUGUUUUGAAAGGGACACAACCUGAUGGAGGCACAAUGAAUGUCACCCAAAACUCUUCAUCUUUGCUGGGAUAUGAGAAAUAUGGAACAAUAAUCAUCGAUUACUACAUUCCAAGUGGCAUUCAACAAGAGGAGCAUCCAAACCCUGGUCAGCCGUAUGAAGGUGUGUCUCGGAGGGCUUACCUCCCAGACUCCUCAAAAGGCAGGAUGAUCCUGGACCUGCUGAGGCGAGCCUUUGAUCAGAGACUUAUCUUCACUAUUGGUCGGUCCACCACCAGUGGCAGGAACAACAUGGUCACGUGGAAUGACAUUCACCACAAAACCUCAACACAUGGAGGACCAACUCACUAUGGAUAUCCUGAUCCCGAUUAUCUCAGCCGAGUUCGAGAUGAACUGAAAGUCAAAGGAAUUGAAUGAGUCAUUUUAAGGUUUGUCAGCACAUGAAUGCAAAGAUGUUUAUAGAUGUAAUAAAUCAUGUGAUUAUCUAGAAAAAAAAGUUAUGUACAAACAUCUCAGAUUUAAAAAUGCAUGUGUAAAUUUGGUAUUCUAUUAAUAAUGAAACCAACACAUAUUAAUCAGCUUAAGUUUUUUAUUCUGUUUCAUUUGAUUUUUUUUUUUUGUUGUUGUUGUUGUUGUUGUUGUCUUAAUUACAUUUGGAAAAGCAGAAUUCUAAAUUUAUUAUGUUCAAAAUGUUCUACACUAUACACUGAGAUAUUUUUGUAAAUAAAUGUGUUGCGGCCUAUCUUUAGAUCCCAACCCGGGUGGAUUAAUAGUGAUGAAUGAGUUAUACAGGCAGAAAUAAGGGCCUCAAAUAAGCCUAAAGGGAUGAUUGGAUGUUCAAGCACAUGAAAAGUUAUAUUAAUUUAAGCUAGAUUGUUUGAAAUGCAAAUAUUCUAUUUCUUAGAGAAUAGAGAAUGGUGAAGCGUCAUUGCAGUGUGCUCCAGCAGCACUACACCUGAAUAUAUACAAUAUAGCUACUGUCAAGAAAUGCAUGAAGGGUCUACUUAGCUACUACCCUAGAAAAACAAAUGGUUGUGAAUGCAAUUUUGCUACGUUAUUUCUGACAGGUAGGCUUUUGCACCUCCUUAUUCAUUAGCUGAUAGCAUGAUCGGUACAAGGACUAUUGACUAUAAUAGGGCAACUUAAAAUGCAGCUUUAUUCAAAUGACACAGUGCCACAGAUGACAAAAGAAAGAUGGGAAAGGUAUGUUGACUUGCUGGAUGAUGGUAUGUCAAUAAAGGCUAUAGCCAGGCACUUGAAUGUUCACAUUGCCACUUUGCCAACCCUUUCAGGAAGAGCGAUAAAACAAUCUACAAGCCAGCACAGACAGUCUCAUUACCUCUGUGCACCACAGAUGUAUCACACUACGGUUUUACUGCAGUUUCAAUAGUGAACACACUCAUUACUGACUACUGAGUUCUGUCUAUUUGGCCAUGGUCAUUUCCAUUAUAACACGCAUUCGGCUGCUUCAUUGACGUCCAUUCUGUUGUAGAGGUGCCUUGUCUUGCAACAACAAUUUGUUGUUAAACAGACACAUUAGUGGACAUGCCUGUUUUAACAUCAGCGCCACACUUGACUUUUUUAAUAUUAAAAACAGCCAUGUGGGUGAAGAGGUACAGCACUGAAAUCGUGUUUAAGAAACAGACCAUUGUAAUGAUCUGUCAUCUGUCUUUGGAGAAUCACCAGCAGGGGGCACAUUCUCCCAAACAGCAAGGCUUGUCGAAACCUCAACAGACUUUUUGCUCAGAGAUUAGACAUUCAUCAGGCACCCAGUAAUUAGGUACACAGGUGAUACUACCCAUGUGGAUGGAAGUUAUCCUGUUCCAAAGACUUUCAGGAUAAGAAUGAGGGCUUGUAAUCUGAUAGAGUGACUGAUUGAGCCAUUGUGGUAGCAGAUAUACAGUGCUGUCUUAUACCACCCUGAAAGUUCUUAUUAAAAGCAUUUAUUCAAGAACUAAGUGUCUGUCCAGUUAGUUAACAUGCUCUAUAAUGUUUAACCCCAAUAACCUCUUGUAUGUUUCAGGGUGAUUCAAUUAUCUUAACCUUUCUCUUUUAAUCAUCUUGUUUUUUUCAUUGUUUUCCAAAGUCUUGGUAAUUCAGAUCUUUCAUUAUUGGAUGUGAAAUACGUGUUGACUGUUUUUAGUAUAAGUAAAACAUAAAGAUACCUUUUGUAUUGUAAAACUGUUAUGUUUUACAUGUAUGUCACUAAAAUGCUGGCAGUGAAAUGUGUAGGUGAGAUUGUCAAGAAAUGUGGCAAUAUGAGAACCAUGAUGUUGGGAUACUGUAUGACUAAGAAAGAAAUUAAUGUCUUUGUUUUAUCCACUGAAGUGUUCAUAUACCGGGCAGGCAAGUGUAAAAAGUUUGAAUACAUCCAGACAGAUAGGUAGGUGCUUUAUUCAUCCCCUUGGGGAAAUUCAACUUGGGAGGCAUCUUGAUUACUUUUAUUAUUGGUCACUAAAAUGAGAGAAUUGAAACCCAUCGUAACUUCCUCGAUUGUCUUUGUUUUCUGCACGCCUAGCUCAGGUUUUUGCAUACUAUGUAAAAGGUUGAUCACCUGUUGUAUGUGUGAUUUGGUUAAAGUUGAAAUCCAAUAAAUAUCUAGAAUAUGCAUACAUAAA
This is a messenger RNA of Stegastes partitus (bicolor damselfish), 3582 nucleotides long. Its product is annotated as E3 ubiquitin-protein ligase DTX3L. NCBI's taxonomy places the organism in Eukaryota, Metazoa, Chordata, Actinopteri, Pomacentridae. The record is from RefSeq and is a predicted model, not a curated record. Gene Ontology annotation, biological process: protein ubiquitination; Notch signaling pathway. The coding region runs from base 74 to 1381 and encodes 435 amino acids. The transcript has 4 exons.